Podospora pseudopauciseta is the source of this 2889-nucleotide messenger RNA. RefSeq lists its product as uncharacterized. Gene Ontology annotation, molecular function: aspartic-type endopeptidase activity. NCBI's taxonomy places the organism in Eukaryota, Fungi, Ascomycota, Sordariomycetes, Sordariales, Podosporaceae. Gene Ontology annotation, biological process: proteolysis. The transcript has 2 exons. The record is from RefSeq and is a predicted model, not a curated record. The coding region runs from base 1594 to 2889 and encodes 431 amino acids.
GUGAGUCGAUUUGUCCGGAACAAGAAGGUCGCUUGCCUGCUCCUCCUGUGCCACCAUCUACAUCCUGACCUUUGGGAGCUGCAUUGGCAGACAAGAGCAACAUUCGCUGUGGCCUUAACGGAAGAUCUGAUAUCCAUCUUGACCUUCCCCAAAUGCAACUUUGCGGUGGCAUAUCAGGCGAUACCUCUUGAGUUGCAGAGUGGGAAAUGGCACCCCAAAAUACACAUGACAGUCUGGACCUGCGCCGCCGAAGCCGGACCGCCUCAGUGUUGAACGUGGAAGGUAGAACACAAAUAUCGCUCAAUUGUUCCUAAAGUUCUACCCGGGUAUUCCCGCCGCCAUAUCGACACCUUCCCUUUCGCGACCUCUGCACAAGAAUUCUCUUCACUAGGAAAGAGAGUGGGCAAGCUUACCUUAAUUGCCCUCCGAGACACCCAGAUACCUACCUCCAGAGGUUCAGACGCAUGGCUGUUACCCUGCGGUGGUAACCUGGUGAAGUACGUGGGUACCUCGAGCCCCCGAGGGGAAGCAUCCCUUUCGUGGACUUGAGUUGCUGUUUUGAACAAGGGUGAAGUUGUUUCUUGGAAUCCUGGAUUCAACGUGGCUUUCCACUGACAUAUUCUGAGACCUUUCUGCUAACUUUGUCCUUGAUGCUUGCCUACGAUGCACACGCAAAAUGUCCCUACACUAAGGUGCCAGCUAAGUACCCAGAAUUUGUCACCUUGGUAUUGCGAGCAUCCAUCCCCACCUACCAUCGACCACCAUCUUGGGUCUCUUGCGAGAAUGAUCGCCGUCAUUAAACUUUGGACUGCAUCUGCAGGGUCGCUUUGCAGCAACUUCGACCGUGACUGCACGGGUCCAAGCACUCGACCUUAAUAUCCACCCGGCCAGGGCGCUGGGACGAAACAGACUCCCGUCGACAGUGCUAUAAACAUCAAAUUGUAUGCAUACCCGAAAUCACGUCCAGUCACUCGGAUCUAUGAACACCUUGGUUACUCUCAUUGAAGAUGUCCGUGCCAUGCUUUUCAAACCAACCAAACAAGACAAUUCCCCUCGAAGUGAUGCGUCUUCAGCAAAAGGAUCAUGGCCACGGCGAUCGGGCCAAGUCUACACAGGGUGUUUGCUCUCGUGGUGUGGCCCGGAGGACGAGGUCACACGAAGCCUAUGAGAUUAAGAUGGACGUUAGACAGAGAGUGACCCCCUUGUUCUUUCUCUUCUUUUGAUUCCAUCAACAGCAUGUGCUUGCAAACCUGAACACGAAAAGGUCCGACAUGCUUCCGAAUCGAGCCUCGGUGUAGUUGCCUUGUCCGUCACAGGAGGCAUCGCGUACCACAACCUAUAUCUAAAAUCCGAGGCAAACAGAACACAACAGAAGGUACCACUCAUUCAAGGCGCACUGCUUUGCUGGAAGCGGGCCUAAGCUGUCCCGGCCGCAAGACCUAUCCCGGGACCCUCCAUGGGCAGGUCCACGAGAAAAGGCGUUCUUUCCUUUUCUAUUCGCGAGUUCCAUAAGUAGAAAUUGUUUCUGUUUGACAAUUAUCCUCGCCUCUCAUUCUUGGUAUCCGACCACUCCAACACAGUUGGUCGCCCGGCAUGGCGAUCAUCAAGUCUCUCGUUUUCGCAGGUCUCUUGACCGCUUCCACCGCAUUAGCACCGGUCGCCGUCGGCAACACGGUCCAAAAGGGCACAGCAUCGUUGACACAGGUGCACAACCCCAAGUUCGUACGCAACGGCCCACUUGAGCUUGAAAGAACACUGCGCAAGUACGGCGCGCCUGUUCCGCACGACCUAAAGGCGGCAGUCAAACGGGUUCGGAGAGCAAGAAACCAAAAGCGUGCCGAAAUCGAGGGAGCAGACGAUGACGAUGACGAUGACGAUGAAAAUGACAGAGGCAGCGUCCAGAACUCACCCAAGUCAUACGAUGUCGAAUACCUGAUGCCCGUUUCCCUUGGCACACCCGCUCAACAGCUCAACCUCGACCUUGACACGGGGUCCAGUGAUUUCUGGGUCUUUAGCACAUUGCUCAAGGAGAGCAUGAUCAACGGGCAGACUCUUUAUGACCCCAACGCGAGUACCACGGCGGACAAGAUGGAGGGAUACUCGUGGAAGAUCACGUACGGGGACCAGAGCUACUCGAGCGGGGAUGUCUACGUCGACACAGUCACCAUUGGUGACUUGACGGUGUCGACUCAGGCUGUGGAAGCAGCCAGGGAGGUCUCGGAAGAGUUCACAGCCGACUCUGACAAUGACGGCUUGGUGGGCCUAGGCUUUGGCAUCAUCAACACGGUGAUGCCCUACAAGCAAAAGACUUUUUUUGAAAAAGCCAUGCCCGGGCUUGACUCGCCGGUGUUUACGGCUGAUCUCAAGUCUGGCGCCCCUGGCCGUUACAACUUUGGGUACAUCGACGACGGGGCCUACACGGGGAACAUUACAUAUGUUCCAGUUAACAGCAGCGACGGCUUCUGGAGCUGGGUGUCGCCCGGGUUCCAAGUUGGCACGACGGGCAGCUUCAACAAUACACGCAUUCACGGCAUUGCGGACACGGGUACUACCCUGCUCCUUUUGCCCGAGGGCGUAUGUGAAGCUUUUUAUGGCCGGAUUGCCAGCGCCAAGUACGAUGCCUCUCAAGGCGGAUACACGUUUGAGUGUAACGACUCGACGACUCCCGACUUUUACUUUGGGACCGGGAACGGUCAGAUGAUCAGGAUUCCAGGCAGUUACCUCGCGUACUCGAAAAUCGACACCAGUAGUUUGAGGUGCUUCGGAGGGAUGCAGAGUGACAGCGGUGUCGGGUUUACCAUCUGGGGCGAUAUAGCCCUCAAAGCAGCCUUUAUCGUGUUUGACCAGGGGAGUGAGCGGUUGGGCUGGGCCGAGAAGUCUCUCUACUAG